Sciurus carolinensis (gray squirrel) is the source of this 1598-nucleotide messenger RNA. RefSeq names its product mediator complex subunit 22 (gene Med22). Gene Ontology annotation, cellular component: mediator complex. The transcript is spliced from 5 exons. The record is from RefSeq and is a predicted model, not a curated record. The coding region runs from base 256 to 858 and encodes 200 amino acids. Gene Ontology annotation, biological process: regulation of transcription by RNA polymerase II. Gene Ontology annotation, molecular function: transcription coregulator activity. Lineage: Eukaryota; Metazoa; Chordata; Mammalia; Rodentia; Sciuridae.
GCCUAGAGUUGCGCUUGCGCGGCUGGUGGUCCUCAGGUCCUGGAGGUUGGGCUGCUGCGCCUGUGAUCGCGGGCGGGCUUUCCUGCGGGUUUCACAGUGGCUGCGCUCCUUCGCGGCCCGCGGGCCAGGCCCGAGUCCGCGGGGUGCGCACGAGCUGGGCUGCGUGCCCGGAGCUUCGAGCCAGGCCUCGCAGGCCUUUUUCGGCGGACGCCCGUGGUGAGGGCGGGGCUCCCCCUGCGCUGCCCGAGGCCCGCCAUGGCCCAGCAGAGAGCCCUGCCCCAGAGCAAGGAGACGCUGCUGCAGUCUUACAACAAGCGGCUCAAGGAUGACGUCAAGUCCAUCAUGGACAACUUCACCGAGAUCAUCAAGACCGCCAAGAUCGAGGAUGAGACACAGGUGUCUCGGGCUACUCAGGGUGAACAGGACAAUUACGAGAUGCACGUCCGGGCUGCUAACAUUGUACGGGCUGGAGAGUCCCUGAUGAAGCUGGUGUCUGACCUCAAGCAGUUCCUGAUCCUCAACGACUUCCCGUCAGUGAAUGAGGCCAUUGACCAGCGCACCCAGCAGCUGCGUGCCCUGCAGGAAGAGUGUGACCGCAAGCUGGUCACCUUGAGGGACGAGGUCUCCAUCGACCUGUACGAGCUGGAGGAGGAAUACUAUUCGUCCAGCUCAAGUCUUUGCGAAGCUAAUGACCUGCCUCUAUGCGAAGCUUACUGGAGGCUGGACCUCGACACAGACUCCGCUGAUGGCCUCUCAGCCCCUCUGCUGGCGUCCCCGGAGCCCAGUGCUGGCCCUCUGCAGGCUGCAGCCCCUGCUCACUCGCACACUGGUGGCUCUGGCCCCACAGAGCAUGCCUGAGUCUCCCAGGGUCAUUCUUCCCAGGCCCCUGAUUUAUCAGGAACAAAGCCAAGGGUUUGCUUCUCUCAGCCCCUGCUCCCCAUUGAGUACUCUAGGACCCACUGUGGCCUUCUUGAGAGCCUAGCCAGGCCUAGGUCAGUGCCCGGGACAGUUGGGAAAGGUUGUUCAGGGUGGUCCAUCAUGUGUAGCCACGACCUUCCUGACUGACCAGGUCGGAGAAAGUGUGUCCUGUUGAAGACCUGGACUUUGGGGGUAGCGAUGAUGGCUGAUAUCAGGAAGACAACCUGAGAAUAUUAUUUAAAAUUGGGAGGGGCGCUGUAAUUUCAGCAACUCAGGAGCCUGAAGCAGGAGGAUUACAAGUUCAAAGCCAGCCUGGGCAAAAAAAAAGACCAGGGAUGUAGCUCAGCUUAGUGGUAAAGCACCCCUGGGUCCAAUCCCCAGUACCAAACAAAACAAGUAAACAAAAAGGGAGGGGGUCAGUGGAUAGCCUUAGCCAAGCCCUUAAGCCUUGGCUCCUGUGCAGAGGAGACCUGCUUCGUGCAUCUUGCCCUGUGUGCCUGCCGCAGACUGACUGCCUUAGGGAGGCUGUGUGACAGGGUGGCCCACUCCCAAGGCAGCCUGUGGUACUUCUUCCUGAAUUCUGCUGUCAUGUCCGUUUUGGUACUUUUGUAAUGAAACAAAUUAAAAUACUACCCUUGUGUGUUGGCUCCUCUCUUUCUCACUUCUGGUCAGUUCAGGAC